AUGGUCGCACAGGUGGAAAGAAAACGAUUAACUGCGGGUCUCACGGUCACGCAGAAGGUGUUUGUGCGCUCGAGAAAUGGGGGUGCCACCAAGAUUGUCCGCGAGCACUACCUCCGCGAUGACAUCCCGUGCUUGUCCAAGUUGUGCAACCUCUGUCCGUCGAUCAUGAAGCCGGACGCGAAGGGCGAGUUCCAGAAGUUCACAUUGUCAGACACUCCGCUCAAGCUUGCUAAUGGUGGCCACCACUACCUCGUGUUGGAUACCAACAUCGUGCUCCACGCCAUCGACUUGGUAGAGAACGUGCACGGCUUCUUCGAUGUGCUUGUGCCGCAGACCGUCUUGGAAGAAGUCAGGAACCGCUCGGUGCCGAUCUACACUCGAUUGAGAGCCUUGUGCAAGAGUGACGACAAGCGCUUUGUUGUGUUCCACAACGAGUUCUCCGAAGACACCUACGUCGCCAGAGAGGCGAACGAAUCAAUCAACGACCGAAACGACAGGGCCAUCAGACGCACCUGCUCGUGGUUUCAAAAACACUUGAAUGAUAACAGCCCCCAGCUCUCAGUUAACAUCAUCUUCCUCUGUAACGAUAAUGACAAUAGGGCCAAGGCUAUCACUGAAGGUAUCGAUGCGCGCACUCUUGCCGAAUAUGUCGAGGCGUUACCGAAUGCCGAUGAAUUGCGUGACUUGGUACCAACCGACUCAUCCGAGUUGCAGCGCGUCAACGAAAUCGCAUAUCCCGAGUAUUAUUCGACCGCGCGCCUCAUGGGCGGGAUCAAGAACGGGACCCUCUACCAGGGGAUUGUCAACAUUUCGUCCUACAACUUCUUGGAGGGUGCAGUUAACGUGCCGUCCUUCAAGAAGCCGUUGUUGCUUUUGGGUCGCGAGCGUUUGAACCGAGCCUUCAACGGGGACUCCGUGGUGGUCGAGUUGUUGCCAAAGUCGCAGUGGAGAGAGCCUUCAUCGCAGAUCAUCGAGGAGUCGGCCGUUGAGGCUAAUGACACCCCCGAAGACGAGGAAGAGCUCAAGAUUUCCGACCAGGAACGCCGUUUGUUGGCCCAGGACGCCAUGGUCUCCCACAAAACUCAGCCAACCGACGAAGUCGCCUCCCGCAUCCAGCCGACGGCCAAGGUUGUGGGGAUCAUCAGACGCUCGUGGAGAUUCUACGUGGGCCAGAUUGCCCCAACCUCCGUGAGCGAAAACUCCGGGAGCGCACCAUCCAACUGCUUCGUCAUUCUCAUGGACAAGUGCUUGCCAAAGAUCAGAAUCCGCACCCGAAAGGCGCCGGAGUUGCUCGGUAAGCGGAUCGUCGUGGCCAUCGACUCGUGGCCCUCAACCUCUAAGUUUCCUGAGGGUCACUUUGUCAGAUCCUUGGGCGAUGUUGAGUCCGCCGAGGCCGAAACCGAGGCAUUGUUGUUGGAGCACGACGUCGAGUACAGGCCGUUCAGCAAGAAUGUCUUGGACUGUUUACCGUCUGAGGGCCACGACUGGAAGGUCCCGACCGAUCUCGACGGAGACGAGUUUAUUAAGAAGAGAAAGGACUUGAGAGCAAAGUUGGUGUGCUCGAUCGAUCCGCCAAACUGCCAGGAUAUUGAUGACGCGUUGCACGCGCAGCUCUUGCCGAACGGAAACUAUGAGGUGGGGGUCCAUAUUGCCGAUGUUACCCACUUUGUCAAGGCCGGGACGGCUUUGGACGCUGAGGGCGCCUCCAGGGGAACGUCGGUCUAUCUCGUGGACAAGCGUAUCGACAUGUUGCCAAUGUUGUUGGGGACGGAUUUGUGUUCGUUGAACCCGUACGUCGAGAGAUUCGCCUUCUCCGUCAUCUGGGAGCUUGAUUCCGAUGCCAAUAUUGUCAAGGUGGACUUUAUGAAGUCGAUUAUCAAGUCCAGAGAGGCGUUUUCCUACGAAAAGGCGCAGCUCAGGAUUGAUGACGAGUCCAACCAGGACGACUUGACCAAGGGGAUGCGAAUCUUGUUGCAGUUGUCGCGUAAGUUGAAGCAGAAGCGUUUGGAUGCCGGUGCGUUGAACUUGGCCUCGCCGGAGGUUAAGGUCCACAUGGACAGCGAAACGUCGGAUCCAGCAGAGGUGGAGAUCAAGAAACAGUUGGCCACCAACUCGUUAGUCGAGGAGUUCAUGUUGCUUGCCAACAUUUCCGUCGCCAGAAAGAACUUUGACGCCUUUCCCCAGACCGCCAUGUUGAGACGCCAUGCAAACCCGCCAGCCACCAACUUUGAGAACUUGAACGACAUGUUGCGGGUCAGAAAGGGCAUGGCUGUUUCGCUUGAGUCAUCCAAGGCGUUGGCAGACUCCUUAGACAGAUGUGAGGACCCUGCCGACCCGUACUUUAACACGCUUUUACGUAUCAUGGCUACGCGGUGCAUGAUGGCCGCGGAGUACUUCUCUUCUGGUUCCUACGGAUACCCUGAAUUCCGCCAUUACGGUUUGGCGGUAGAUAUCUACACUCAUUUCACCUCUCCAAUCCGUCGUUACUGCGACGUGGUUGCACACAGACAGCUCGCUGCCGCCAUUGGCUACGAGCCGUUGGACUUGUCGCAUCGAGACAAGGGCAAGAUGGAGACGGUGUGCAAAAACAUCAACCGGCGCCACAGAAACGCUCAGUUCGCCGGCAGAGCCUCGAUCGAGUACUAUGUCGGUCAGGUGAUGAAGAACAACGAGUCCACCCAGCUGGGGUACGCGAUCCGCGUGUUCUCCAACGGUAUUGUCGUCUUGGUGCCAAAGUUUGGGAUCGAGGGGUUGAUCAAGUUGGAGUCUUUGGGUGACAUAAACUCCGCCAGGUUUGACGAGGAGAACUACUCGUUGACGUUUACGGACCAUACCGGUGCCGAGAGAACCAUUGCGGUAUUCGACCAGGUCGAGGUGGAUAUCAAGUCGGUACUUGAUGAGGUCACCAGUAAGCGUAAGGCUGAGUUGUUCUUGAAAUAGCCAAGGUGUGUAUAUUAAUCGUAUAGAUGUAUUUGUUUAG
Messenger RNA from Babjeviella inositovora NRRL Y-12698, 2980 nucleotides. Its product is annotated as exosome catalytic subunit. Bases 1 to 2940 code for a protein of 979 amino acids. The record is from RefSeq and is a predicted model, not a curated record. Gene Ontology annotation, molecular function: RNA binding; endonuclease activity; 3'-5'-RNA exonuclease activity. The transcript has a single exon. Gene Ontology annotation, biological process: rRNA catabolic process. Gene Ontology annotation, cellular component: cytoplasmic exosome (RNase complex); nuclear exosome (RNase complex). NCBI's taxonomy places the organism in Eukaryota, Fungi, Ascomycota, Pichiomycetes, Serinales.